Zophobas morio is the source of this 1878-nucleotide messenger RNA. RefSeq names its product cytochrome P450 6A1-like. Lineage: Eukaryota; Metazoa; Arthropoda; Insecta; Coleoptera; Tenebrionidae. The transcript is spliced from 4 exons. Bases 161 to 1657 code for a protein of 498 amino acids. Gene Ontology annotation, molecular function: oxidoreductase activity, acting on paired donors, with incorporation or reduction of molecular oxygen; iron ion binding; monooxygenase activity. The record is from RefSeq and is a predicted model, not a curated record.
ACAUAAUUUUUUGACUCAUUCAACUUUGGUGCUUCCCACCACACUCCCGUCCUACUUUACUCCCUCCUACUUUUCCCCAGACCUGUACUUUAAAUAAUCUUAAUCUUAACUCAUAUACCCACUUGCUGUCCCAGCUCUCAUUCAAUGAUCAACCCUUCCGAUGAUGUCUUUAGACAGUUCCCUACUCACAGCCCUUGCUGGCCUCACCCUAGCCUCACUAACCAUUUUCGUUAUUUACUAUAAAUGGAGCUUCGCUUACUGGAAGAAACUCAACGUCCCUUACCUGGAACCCAGGAUUCCUAUGGGCAACAUGGCGAACACAUUAACAGCCACCGAAAAUUUCGGAAUCGUGAUAAAACACAUAUACGACCAACUAAAAAGCCAAAAAGUCCGCCUUGGUGGUCUAUACAUUUUUUCUACACCUGCCUACAUAGUGAUCGAUUUGGAGUACGUGAAGAAUGUACUAUCAAAAGAUUUUCAAUAUUUCGUCGACCGUGGUAUUUAUCACAACGAAGAGGUUGAUCCCCUCAGUGCUCACCUUUUUAAUCUUGAUGGAGAAAAGUGGAGAAAUACGAGGAAUAAACUUAAUUCGGCUUUCACUUCAGGAAAAAUGAAGAUGAUGUUUGAAACGUUGCUACAUUUUGAAAAAAAUCUUCACGAAGAGAUUGAUAGCUUGUGUAAGAGUGGGAAACCUGUAGAUGUGAAAAAACUUCUUUGUUGUUACAUGAUUGACGUUAUUGGUUCUGCCUCGUUUGGUUUGGAGUGUAAUAGUUUCGAAGCCGAUCCAGCCCCUUUUCGAGAAUAUGGUUUAAGAUUCUUUAAUAUGACAACUUGGGAGUGUUUCCUGUUUUGGAUAUCUGUGGCGUUUCCAAAACUGGCGAAGGCAUUAGGACUAAGGGUUGUGCCUAAAAUUGUGUCAGAUUUCUUCAGCAAUGUUGUCAAGGAUAACGUCGAAUAUAGAGAGAGAAAUAAUUACGUCCGGAAUGAUUUCAUGCAGUUGUUGAUUAAAAUGAAAAGUAAUAACUUUACUCUUGAGCAAAUUGCAGCACAAAGUUUUGGGUUGUUUUUGGGGGGUUUUGAAACAACUUCCAAUAGUCUAUCUUGGACAAUGUACGAACUCGCCAAAAAUCAGGAUAUUCAAAACAAAGUAAGAGAAGAAAUUAACGCAGUCGUAGCUACAUAUGGCGGAAAAGUCACUUACGACGGCAUACAAGACAUGAAAUACUUGGGUCAAAUAAUGGAUGAAACUCUUCGGAAGUAUCCAGCCGGCGGCGUAUAUACCAGAAUUUGUAAUAAAGACUACAAGGUACCCGAUCAAGAUAUUGUUAUAAAGAAAGGUACUCGACUUUUGAUUUCGGUUUUGGGGAUACAUCGCGACGAAGAAUAUUAUCCUGAUCCUGAAAAAUUCGAUCCUGAAAGAUUCAACGAAGAAAACUCGAGGUCCAGACCGCGAUACGCGCAUUUGCCUUUUGGAGAAGGUCCCAGAACCUGCAUAGGUAUACGAUUUGGCCGUAUGCAGUCAAAAGUGAGUCUGGCUUCUUUGCUGAAAAAUUACAAGUUUACUUUGAACGAAAAAACUGAACCCCCGAAGUUUGCAGUAAAUUCGUUUCUCUUGGUUCCAGCCGGAGACAUUUGGUUAAAUGUGGAAAGAAUAUAAUUAAAAAUAGACAAAAUUUGUGUGUAGCUAUAGCAGGAAGUGGUAUUUUGGCGAGGCUUAACCGUGUUAAGAAAUCAUCCGGAAGUAUGAAGACUUCUAGGGCGAGUUACACACAAACUUCUUGUACUUUGAUGUUUUCACAAUAAAAUAAUUUUGUAAAAGUGAUUUAUAAUCAGUCUUUUGUUUCUGAAUAAAGCACAAGUUUUUAUUUUUUAAUAGAA